Messenger RNA from Penicillium lagena, 1518 nucleotides. RefSeq names its product sugar transporter family protein. Gene Ontology annotation, cellular component: plasma membrane. NCBI's taxonomy places the organism in Eukaryota, Fungi, Ascomycota, Eurotiomycetes, Eurotiales, Aspergillaceae. The transcript has 2 exons. The record is from RefSeq and is a predicted model, not a curated record. Gene Ontology annotation, molecular function: secondary active monocarboxylate transmembrane transporter activity. Bases 1 to 1518 code for a protein of 505 amino acids. Gene Ontology annotation, biological process: plasma membrane lactate transport.
AUGGCGGACAUCCAGGAAAAGCCCCAGCCGACCAACGAGGAAGCUACUUCCUCGCCGGAGAUCGAGGAGCACAUGAGCGUUAUGCAAUACGUGAUGACUCGAAUUCCGACUCUGGUGCCGCCCAUGAAUCCAGCCCCGAACCCCAUCAAGGCACUCGCUCUGCUGAACAGACAACAGUGGCUUUUCUUCUCGGUAGCCUUCAUCGCGUGGUCUUGGGAUGCCUUCGACUUCUUUUGCGUGUCAUUGACUACGACAGAUCUGGCAAAAACCUUCGACACAUCGGUCACCCAAAUCACCUGGGGCAUCACCCUGGUGCUCAUGCUGCGGUCCGUAGGCGCCAUCACCUUCGGUAUCGCGGCCGAUCGCUGGGGUCGCAGAUGGCCGUUUGUCGUCAACCUGGUCCUGUUCAUCGUCCUCGAACUGGGUGCCGGCUUCUGCCAGACCUAUCGCCAGUUCCUGGCCUGCCGUGCCCUGUUCGGGAUUGCUAUGGGCGGUCUCUACGGGAACGCCGCCGCCACUGCGCUCGAGGACUGUCCUCCCGAGGCCCGUGGCAUUGUCUCCGGUCUGCUGCAGCAGGGCUACGCGUUUGGCUACUUGCUUGCUACGGCCUUUGCGCGUGGGCUGGUCAAUACCACCUCGCAUGGCUGGCGCCCUCUGUACUGGUUCUCGGCGGCCCCACCCGUUCUGAUUAUUGCUUUCCGUCUGUGUCUGCCGGAGACCAAUACAUUUAUUAAGCGACAGGCGAUGCGGGAGCGAGUAAGCGGUGGUGUGGCCAAGUCUUUCGUGGAGGAAGGCAAGGUCGCGUUCAAGCGUCACUGGCUGCUGUUGGUCUACAUGGUGCUGCUGAUGGCGGGCUUUAACUUUAUGUCGCACGGGUCGCAAGAUCUCUACCCGACCAUGCUGGAAGCCCAGUUCAGUUUCUCCUCCAAUGCCGUCACCGUCACUCAAGUGGUCGCCAACCUCGGCGCGCUGACCGGCGGCACGCUCUGUGGCUGGGCUAGUCAGAUCUUCGGCCGGCGCUUUUCGAUCAUCGUGAUCUCCAUCGUCGGCGGCGCGCUGUUGUACCCAUACACGUUUGUGGAGAACCACUCGGUGAUGGCUGCCGCCUUCUUCGAGCAGUUCAUGGUGCAGGGUGCCUGGGGUGUGAUCCCCAUCCACUUGAUGGAGCUGUCCCCGGGUCCCAUCCGCACCUUUGUCGUCGGAACCGCGUACCAGAUGGGUAAUUUAGUGUCGUCGGCGAGUUCGACGAUCGAAUCGACGAUUGGCGAGCGUUUCCCGCUGCCUCCGACCAAGGACGAGGCCCAUCGCUACGAUUACGGCAAGGUCAUUUGUAUUUUCAUGGGCUGUGUCUUUGCGUACACGAUUCUUAUUACCUUGGCCGGUCCCGAGCGUCUCGGCCGGGAGUUUGACGCUGAGCAUGAUUCGGAUUUGGCGGAGGUUGCGGCCCAUCGUGGCUUGGAGCACCCUGUCGACGAUGCUAGUGACCCCGAGAAGGGGCUUGCUAAGCAGCAGGAGUAG